This is a messenger RNA of Eimeria tenella, 2097 nucleotides long. RefSeq lists its product as uncharacterized. The transcript has 2 exons. The record is from RefSeq and is a predicted model, not a curated record. The annotation marks the transcript as partial. Lineage: Eukaryota; Apicomplexa; Conoidasida; Eucoccidiorida; Eimeriidae.
GUGGAUCGGGGCGAGCUGGAGCAGCUGCGCCAGGAGAAGAGCCGCUUCGCGCAGCGCAUGCAGCAGCUGCUGUCGGAGAGGCAGAAGGAUGCAGCAGCACUCAGGGAUAGUGAAGCUAAAAGGAGUGAGCUGGAGGCGGCAGUGAGCAAGCUGCAGCAGGAGGUGAGCAGCAGCAGCACGGAGAAGCACCAGUUGCAGCAGCAAGUGCAGCAGCUGCAGCAGCAGCAGCAGCAGGCGCGACAGCAGGAGCAGCAAGCCGCAGCUGCGAAGCAGCAGCUGCAGCAGGCGCAGGAGGAGCUGCUGCGGGAAAGAAAGUCCAACGAAAUGCUGCGGUCGAGGCUGGGGCAGCAGCAAAAAGGAGCAGCAGCACUAACUCCAGAAGUUGCUGCUGCUGUUGGCCGCGUAAUGCGGCUGGGGGUUGUGUCUUCUGCUGCAGCGCAGCAGGCGCUGCAUGCAGUUAAAACAGCAGCAGCAGCAGCACACGACGAGGGCAGGAAGCAGGCUUUGAAAGAUGCUGCUGCUGCUGCUGCUCACCAGGAGAUUGCUGCGCUGCAGCAGCAGCGCCAGCAGCAAGAUAAGGAGCUCGCUGGCGUGCGCCAGGUGCUGCAGCAACAAACGGCGGAAAACCAGGUGCUGCAGAAGCAGCUCGCAGAGCAGCAGCUGCUGCUGCAGCAGCAAGCUGCGGCUGCGGAAAUGGAGCAGCACAACUUGCUGGCGCAGCUGCGCCGCACUCAAGAGGACCUCAGGAAAACCCAGCAGCAGCAGCAGCAGCAGCAGCGGCAGCUAGAGCAGCAGCAGCAAAAGCAGCAGCAGCUGCUGGAGGGGCAAGGUGCAGUAGAAGCUUCAAUGCUCUUGAUGCUGCAGCAGCAAGAGCAGCAGCAGCAGCAGCAGCAGCGGAAGGCAGCCAUGUCAAAGCGCGUAGUGCGCGGGCAGCUGCUGCAGCAGCAGCAGAGACCAGGGAAAGUGCUGAAGCUGCAAAAGACAGGUGACGUCAGUGCUGCGACAGCAACAGCAGCAGCAGCAGCACCAGACGCAGCAGAAGCAGCAGAAGCAGCUGCAGCCGCUGGUGAACAGGAGCAGCAGCAGCCAGCGGAAGAGCAGCAGCAGCAGCAGCAGCAGGAGGGCGAGCCCACUGGCGAGUCCCAGCAGCAGCCGCAGCAGCCGAGCGAAGCAGAGGAAGAGCAGCAGCAGCAGCAGCAGGAGGAAGACGAGCAGCAGCAGCAGCAGCAACACGAAGAAGUGCAAGAAGAUGAACAGACACACGACUCUGACCUGCAGCUGCCAGACACAAGCAGCACCCCUCAAGACAUGGGGGAGGAAGCAGCAGCAGACGCUGCUGCAGCAGCAGCUGCUGCUGCAGCUGAAGAGCAGCAAGAGCAGCAGGAGAUGCUCACCGAGCAGCAGCACCAGCAGCACGAAGAGCAGCAGCAAGACGAAGAUGACGAACACGACGAGGAGCAGCAGCAGGAGGAGCAGCAGCAACACGAAGAGCAACAGCAGCCAGAGGAGCAGCAGCACCAAGAAGAGCACCAGCAGCAAGAAGAGCAGCAGCAACAUGAAGAGCAGCAGCAGCAUGAAGAGCAACAGCAACAGCAUGAAGAGCAGCAGCAGCAGCAGGAAGAGCAGCAGCAGCCGCAGGAAGAGCAGCAGCAGCCGCAGGAAGAGCAGCAGCAGCAGCAGGAAGAACAGCAGCAACAGCAGGAAGAACAGCAGCAACAGCAGGAAGAACAACAGCAACAACAGGAAGAACAGCCGCAGGAGGAAGAGCAACAGCAAGCUGAAGAGCAGCAGCAGCAGCAGCAGGAAGAGCAGCCGUCUCCAAUGGAAGACGUCAGUGAGGAGUCGCCGCAGCAGCAGCAGCAGCAAGAGGGGGAGCAAGAAGAGCAGCAGCAGGAAGAGGAGCAGCAGCAAGACAUGUAUUCUUUAAUGGAGGAAGAUGAUCAGCAGCAGCAGCAACCUGACUCUGCCUCACCAGCAGCAGCAGCACCGGAGCCCCCCACAGCGCUUGACUCUGCCUCGGCGGAAGAGCAGCAGCAGCAGCAGCAGCAGCAGCCGCAGCAGCAGCAGCAAACUGACGAUGAGGGGCCUGAAGAGCUC